Toxotes jaculatrix (banded archerfish) is the source of this 1290-nucleotide messenger RNA. RefSeq names its product H-2 class II histocompatibility antigen, E-S beta chain-like. The transcript has 6 exons. Gene Ontology annotation, cellular component: membrane; MHC class II protein complex. Bases 66 to 815 code for a protein of 249 amino acids. Gene Ontology annotation, molecular function: MHC class II protein complex binding. Gene Ontology annotation, biological process: immunoglobulin production involved in immunoglobulin-mediated immune response; positive regulation of T cell activation; antigen processing and presentation of exogenous peptide antigen via MHC class II. The record is from RefSeq and is a predicted model, not a curated record. Lineage: Eukaryota; Metazoa; Chordata; Actinopteri; Toxotidae.
UCCUCUGGUUUUUAGAGCAGCUCUCAGUCAGACUGUGUCAGUGUUUGUGGAGCGAACAGAGGAACAUGGAUUCAUCCUUUCUCCGCUUCUCCCUGCUCCUCAUCUGUGUCUGCGCAGCAGAUGGAUUUCGGCAUUAUGGAGUGGAUCGCUGUGAGUUUAACUCCACUGAGCUGAAGGACAUCAGGUACAUCAGGUCUAUAGUUUUCAACAAGGUGGAGAUCGCCAGGUUCGACAGCAGCGUGGGAAGAUUUGUUGGAUACAGUACGCUGGGUCUGAAACAGGCUGAUUACUGGAACAGAGAUACUGGAUACAUCAGUCAGCUGAAGACUGCGAGGGAGACGUACUGUGAACACAACAUUGGGAUUGACUAUGAAACUGUUCUGUCUAAGUCAGUGAAGCCCUCUGUCAGACUCCACUCCACGACGCCCCCUUCUGGUAAACAUCCUGCCAUGUUGGUCUGCAGCGUCUACGACUUCUACCCCAAACAGAUCAAAGUGAGCUGGACCAGAGACGGACAGGAAGUCACCUCUGAUGUCACUUCCACUGACGAGCUGGCCGACGGCGACUGGUACUACCAGGUCCACUCUCACCUGGAGCACACACCCAGGUCUGGAGAGAAGAUCUCCUGUGUGGUGGAGCACGCCAGCCUGAGAGAACCUCUGGUUACUGACUGGGAUCCGUCCAUGCCUGAGUCAGAGAGGAACAAGAUCGCCAUCGGAGCCUCGGGACUGAUCCUGGGUCUGAUCUUAUCUCUGGCUGGAUUCAUCUACUACAGGAGGAAGGCCCGAGGACGGAUCCUGGUUCCCACUAACUGAGCCCGGUCCUGUGUGCUGGACCUGGUCCUGGUAUCUGGUCCUGGUCCUGGACCUGUUGCUGUUUGUCAGAUGGAAGAAAAAUCAGCUGCUGCUUCAACCUGCUUUCUGUUUCAGCUCAGCAGACUCUCAGUGCUGCCACCUGCUGGACCGGCUGAACACCUGAUGGUCUCUGAUGGUCUCUGAUGGUCUCUGAUCCUCAGCCGGUCUGAACCUGAUCCAGGACCAGCCGUGUCCUCUGACGGUCCUGGAUCAGGUUUGAUCUGGACUCUGGUGGAUCAGCUGGACCUGGACUCUUCACCUGUGCCUGAUGUGUUGCUUUACUGUGUGAAAUCAAUCCUUAGCUGUGCCUUUAAAUCCUGUGAUCAGGUCUUUGGAUCGUCCUGGUCUCAGAGGUUCUGUGAUUGUCAGGUUUAUAUAUUUUUUCUGGACUCAGACGUUUUCUAACCACAAUAAAGAUCAGAAACCUGUUGAUGAA